UACCUCCUUGGGGACUCGAAGGAAAAGAAUUUUCCCAGCAAGGAAUGCGCACAGUCCCAUCUGAAUUGGUGUUCUGGCAUAACUUAGAAAUUUCAAAUGUCAGGUUCAUCUUUUGCCCCAAAAGUGUUGUGAAAAUUGUUCUCCAAUAGCAUAUCAUUGAGUCACGGUGAUUACUUAUUGGAUUUUAUUGCAAAUUCUGUGUAACGCGAACUUAAAAACCCCGAAGAAAAAUGUUGUGUUAUGAUAAUGGGUCGCAUUCCAAUGACGUCACAAAAUAAAAUGGCGCUGCUAUCUACAAUGAAACUCUCGUCGACGUCUUGACUCAAGCUCCGAAAUCCGCUUUAACGUUCGACAUUUCAGUGCAAAAACAGCGUCGAAUUUACUGUGAAUGUAUUAGUGAAUGAGUUUUAUUCUGUUCUUUGUUGUACUUUUGUGGGAAAUAUUGCCAUCGACAUGUCCAAGCGUAAUGGUGAGAUCCCUUUGCCUCAAGGAUGGGAGCUUGGUCGAGAUUACGAUGGCAAAGUGUAUUUUAUUGAUCACAACAGCAAGAAAACAACUUGGGUCGAUCCUCGAGACAGGUUGGUAAAGCCACAAACAUUUGCAGACUGUGUUGGAAAUGAAUUACCUUUGGGUUGGGAAGAAGCCUAUGAUUCUCAAGUUGGACCAUUCUAUACCAACCAUAUAACCCAGACCAAUCAGUUAGAAGAUCCUCGAUUAGAAUGGAGAUCUAUACAAGAAGCCAUGCUGAAAGAAUAUCUUCAAACUGCCAAAGAAGACCUAGAAGCCAAGAAAGAAAUCUUGGAUAUUAAACAGCAGAGAUUAACUAUUGCACAAGAUGAAUUUCAUUUAUUACGCCAUGCCUAUACGGGACUCGAUGCUUCGCGAACGUCUUUAAAUUCAACUAGCAGUGGAUCGAGCACAAAGUUUGAUCCCGAUUUAUUAAAAGCCGAUGUGGCUUUGGCUAAAAAUAGAGUGGCCCGGUUACGUCGAGAUUUAGAUGUUGCCAGAGCAGAAUUCGCUUAUCAGCAACGUGGUAUCGACAUGCUCGCACAAGCGGAGACCAAAUUGUCAAGUCUGCCUUGUGGUUACACGUUGCAAGAAGCUCAGGCUAUUAUGACUGAGCUACGGAACAUUCAACACUCGUUAUCAAGCGGUGAGAAAGAAAAGGCAGAAUUAAUGGCAUCCUUGUCUCGGUUACGCGAUGACUUAACCCGAUUGAAGCCGCUGAACAACGAUAUGUCACCAGAUUUAUCAACCUUAUCGCUACCACAGGAAAAAUUUAGCACGGCUUCUCAAACAGAUUUAUCAGGAGAAUCGGCUCCAAUUGGAACACGUUUGGCUGAAAUGGCCCGAACACGACUGCAAUACGAUGAAGCAAGAAAACACUUGCAAUACCUUCAGCAGAAAAUGGCUGAACUCGAAGAUAGAAUUGCUCCCGGUCAGAGUGAAUCAGAUAAAGACCGACUACUCCUCAUUCAAGAGAAGGAACAAUUGCUGCGUGAGUUGCGCAGCAUCGCACCAAGGUCACGCUCCAAAACUGAGAUGGAGUCUGUUCGGACCAAGAUACAGAGACUCGAGAAAGACCUCAGCCAAGCAUUGGAAGCUUCCAAUCGCACCAUUGCCGACCGGCUUAAACUCCACGAAGAAAAACAAAUCCUUUUACAGUCGAUGAGGCUAGCUUUGCGCAACGUAGCACUCUUGGAAGGACAGUUGCGUUCUUUGUCCGCCAGCACGUUGAGCAUGUCUAGUAGUUCCAGUUUAGGAUCCCUCUCGACUUCUUCGAGGAGCCACGCAUCUUCUAAAGGCUCCCUGUCAUCUGUUUUAUCCUUCACUGACAUAUACGGACCCCCGCAAUACUCUGCGAUGGCUAAUGCGGCCUUGCCCGGUCAUGUUAAUACGCCUGGAGAUAGCGGAUUGUCUGGCACACCAGUUGUUAACAUGGCUGAUUUACAUCGCCGCGUGGAACGCCUUCUUGCCAAUCGCGAAAACAAUAAUAUUAGCUCCAACUCUGUUUCCAUGCAAACGUCAGAACAGGAAGCUAUUUAUGCUAACCUGGUUGCACCGCCUAAUUUACUAAGUUGUAUUAAUUUCGACCAAACAGGGAGCGCAGUUAGUUACGAACCAAAUUCAUCUGAUUUGCUGUUCAACGGCCCAGCUUUUAAACACCGAUUACCUUCGGAACGGUCGAAUGAGUCUGGUGUUUUAAGCGGUCUGUCGCCGAUUCCGGAAGCUCAAGGACUUGUGAAUAUGUCUGGCAGUGAAGGUACGGACUGCGGAACCGUUUCAGCUUCGGCCAGUUGUGAGUCGGUGACGGGAGAUAGUGGAGUUUUCGACGCUUCGUCCAGAAGAACUUCGUCUUCGAAUCUCUCUCACCUUGAAACCGCUCAAGUAAAAGUUGGUCUUAGAUACGCGUUUGCAGAUGAAUUUCUGCAUGUUACUAUUGAAAGAGCGAGAAAUUUAGCUGCUCUUCUAAUUGAAAAUGGUCACAAAGUAUGUAUCAAGGUUACGUUGCUCCCUUGCCCGGUUGAAGCAGCAUUGUCCUGUUGCACAAGGUCUAUCACUGAUUUGUCACAAGCUGUAUUUGACGAAAGCUUCCGCCUGUCUGUAGCUUCUACGAAACUUGACACCAAAACGUUGCAAAUUUCCGUGUACUCACGGCCUGCCACGUCUGAUUCCCAUGAAGAGUGUUUGGGAUGGGCCCAAGUAUCCCUGGCUGAUUUUAGACCCGAUACCAAUUCCGUCAAGUGGUAUAAUAUAUUGGCACUUAGAUGCCUCUCCUCUAACAGCCAUCCCCUGUCUGGCGCAGCUAGUGAAACAGGGACGGGGCUUAAGGAAGAAAGUAGUGAUGAGUCAACAAUCGUCUCGUCGCAGCCUUCAACAUUAACUCGAAAUCAACGUGGUCCAAUGUCUGAACUGGAAAUAGUUGAACAAGGAACUGAUAGUGAAGAUGAAGAAAACAGUGAUGAUGAAAAUAGUGCAACAGACGAAGAAGCAACUGAAGGAGGAAAAAGUGUCAGCCAGGAAAACCUCGUCGACCAAGCACUGGAGCAGGCUGUACAUGAUAUUGAAGAAGAAGACGAAGAGGGAGAAGAAGAAGAAGAAGAAGAAGAACGAGUGUAUGCCGUAGAACCUGUUCAGGUGGCCAACAAAGGUACCAACACGGAAUGCGUAUUUCAACCUGAUCGAGGUGUAUUGCGUAGGCCGUUUGGAGUAGAUGGAAUUCAUCAUCGAGCCAUUUUAGUCAAGCGCUCACAAACUUUCUCGCCGAGCGCCGCUGCUAGCCGUGCCGAGUAUAUUUGCCGAUUGAACCGCAGCGAUAGUGAUAGCUCAAUGCCUCUGUAUCGUCGAGGACCUUUCCAACGGAACUCGGUCGAAAGGAGAUCUCUUCGCUGGCGAGCAAGCUCUUUGGCCGCAAGUGCUGCUGCACUGAGUUCUUUUGGAGAAGCCGUUCCUAUAAAAGAAAUCGCAGUUACAACUGACGCCUCUAGCAAAGGUUCCAGGCACCGAAAAUCACGCCAUCCAGCUCCUUUACCACCGAGAACAUCAGUGGAUUUGGAACUGGACUUGUUAGCUCAAAAUAAGCGUUUACAGGAACUGCAAGAAGAAUUAUCCAAACUUCGGGAGUUGAAGCGACGACUAGAAGAGGCCCGGUACCUUGGUAAUCAAGAUUUACCUGCAUGGUUGUCAGAAGACGACCGUCUUCAAGCGUUACUGGAGCAUGCGGAGAAGAGAAAAGAAGAAAAAACUGUUGAAGAACGUAAAUUAGAGAAGCUGGUGCGAAGAACCUCGCGAGAAAUCUACAGACUAAGAAAGAGCAAGGCCGGAAAAGGUCAAAUGGAUAUCAUAUCGUUUAAAGAAAAAAUGGCUUUCUUUACCAAGCCCAAUUCCUCGUUUUCGUUUCUUACACAUCCCAUCGACGAUGAUGAAGAAUCAUAUCUGACAAAUGCAAAAAUCCAAGAUGACCUCAAAGCUACUGGAGAUUCCUAUUGCCAAAAAAACGAAUCGGCAGAGGACGGGCAAAAACCUCGUCUAACUAGUGCUCAAAUCGCGGAGCAGAGAUUAGCGCAGCUUAGGAGUCAUGAAGUCAGGAAUUUGACGCUUGCCGAACUUCAGCGAUUGCAGCAUUUAACUGGAGAUGUUCAUUCACGAAGAUUGACCUUAGCCGAGCUACAAAAGCUGCAGCAACAGGCUCCCAUCGUUGAUAGUAGACAUGCGGAAUUACUCAAGCCCCGACCAGUCUCUUCUAAAGUCCAAACUGCUCAAGAAACCCACCCAAUGCCCGAGCCAACUGCCGAAAAUGUAAACCGUAAAAUGGAAUUUGAUUACGACUUGGAGUUGGGGGUUGAGGUUUAAACGGCAGAAUCAGAAGCCCUGAUUGAGUGGAAUCAUUCCGGUCACAUUUGGGCCUGCGUGUGAAAGGGGUUGUGACAUUUUCUUUUGUUUUCUUUUGUUUUCUUUUCAAUAAGCGAAUCUCUUCUGCUAGGGAGUUAACGAAAUUGUAAAUCUCUGGACCAUUAAAGAAAUCAAUGGCGAUCGAAACCGAAUGUUAAAAAAAAAAUAAGAUUUCCCUAUCUGGUAUCCGUUAAAAGAUAUUUUUCGAUUAUGUUUAAUUUUAAGUGAACAACGCGCCAAACAUUGUUAUGUUUCCUCCCCCCCCCCCCAGCCCCAAACUAGUUUCAGCGUAACAAUUCGUGCUCACCAAAAUUUUGUAUAUAAAUUCGGAAUUUAGAUCGUGACGUAAUUUUAAGUUUCGUUUCCUUUUUAAAUUGCCACUGACUUGUUUACAUGCUUCUUUUCUUUAUUCUCUCAGAGGAAAUGCUUUGAAUCCUAAUGUUGAUCCGUGUGUAUAACGCACGCACGUGCCUUACAACCCC
Daphnia carinata is the source of this 4874-nucleotide messenger RNA. It is a transcript of the gene kibra, whose product is annotated as protein kibra-like. Gene Ontology annotation, cellular component: cytoplasm. The transcript has 15 exons. NCBI's taxonomy places the organism in Eukaryota, Metazoa, Arthropoda, Branchiopoda, Diplostraca, Daphniidae. Gene Ontology annotation, molecular function: kinase binding; molecular adaptor activity. The record is from RefSeq and is a predicted model, not a curated record. Gene Ontology annotation, biological process: regulation of hippo signaling; negative regulation of organ growth; cell migration. Bases 454 to 4353 code for a protein of 1299 amino acids.